Messenger RNA from Trichoderma gamsii, 1140 nucleotides. RefSeq lists its product as hypothetical. NCBI's taxonomy places the organism in Eukaryota, Fungi, Ascomycota, Sordariomycetes, Hypocreales, Hypocreaceae. The record is from RefSeq and is a predicted model, not a curated record. The transcript has a single exon. Gene Ontology annotation, molecular function: protein binding. Bases 1 to 1140 code for a protein of 379 amino acids.
AUGGCUGCGGAGAAUGAGGACCAAGAGGACUAUACCCAUGAGAGAAUGUCGAUAGACAGAUCCAAAGGUGCUUCGAGAAAUUCCAAUCUUUCUAAGCCCAUACUUGUUCGAGCCAAACCAGAAACGACCCCCGGUAAUAGAACCGAUAAUCAGGCCCAUGCCUCGCGUCCCGAGGACGACAAUGAUAUAAUCGUUGUGGAGGACAGGAGGGUCAGCAUCGCUAAUGCAGCGCUGAAGGGUGUGCUUCUUGCCCAGUACUCGGAAGACGAGUCUGUGAUUAAAACAAUGCCCUUUCUGAAGUGUAUCCGCUACCUCGUUUGGGUAGAUUCGCAGGUCGGAAGUGACCAAUGCCCAGAAGAAAGUCGUGAACCGCGGGACGUUGGAAAUCAUACCGAGUUCGGUUUUCUGCCUUACGCGUCUGUCUACUGGCCGGAUCAUUUUCAAAGAGCUGCGCCUGUCUCCUUGGAAUGCUUGGACGUUUUGAAACAAGUAUUGUUGCUCUUGGAGAAUAAUUCGCUUUUUUGGUCUUCCCUAGCACGCAAAUACCAACCGAAUCUCUUCGGUUUGGAUACUGCGGAGUCGCCUCUAGAGAUAGCGGCAAGCUUGGGGGUGACACAAGUCGUUGAGGAAAUGCUGUCUCAUAUAGAGAAGCCUAUAUCCGAGGAAAAAGAAGGACUCAUUCGAAAAUCCAUGAUGCUAGCAAUCGAGCAUGGGCACUCGAAUAUCGCAUUGAGGCUUUACGAGAUGGAGCCAUCCUGCAAAGCCUCCCAGCUAUAUAAAGCAGCAUCCGGAGGGUUCAACGAGCUACUCUGUAGCUUUCCCGUAUUUAAUUCGGUGAAAGAGUCUAUAAACAGUUACGACACAGUUGGCUAUACCCCCCUACAUUACGCUGCCCAGCAUGGGCACGCAGAAACGUUGAAUCUGCUGCUCGCGAAUGUAGCAAGUGCCAAACUCCUAUCUGACGAUGGGGCCAAGAGAGCAGCAUUACAUCUGGCCGUGCGGAUCGCAAACCUGGAUAUUAUCAUGUCGCUCAUCGAAGGCGGCGCCGAUGUAACAGCACGAGACUCUGCUGAAUAUAAUGUACUGGCACUUUCUGCUGAAGGAGGAUUUGACGAGCUCAUACAGUUCUUUUAUGACUGA